Molecule: messenger RNA, 6234 nt
Organism: Oxyura jamaicensis (ruddy duck)
Lineage: Eukaryota; Metazoa; Chordata; Aves; Anseriformes; Anatidae
Gene: FBXO16
Product: F-box protein 16
Exons: 11
Coding region: 787-1896 (369 amino acids)
Molecular function (GO): protein binding
Source: RefSeq, a predicted model, not a curated record
GGCAGGCAGCAGCACUGGUUUGUACUGGUGGGCGGCUGGGGUGUGCUGCUGGCCUGUAAAAGGGUGGGGGGAGCCGUCAGGGUCCAGGAUUGGGGGGUUCUGGGGGACUUCGAGGUGAGAGCAUCGCAGCUCGUCCAAAAAUAACAAUAAAAAAAAGGUUGAGAUUGAGGGUAGAAAGGGAAAUGCUUCGUUUUCUUGAGUCUCCAUCUCUGGAGAAAGCCAAAACCUGCCGGGAUGCCAUCCUGAGCGAUGUGCUUGGGGUGACCCAGUGAUCUCCAGAGCUCCCUGCAACCCCAUCCAGGCUGAUUCUGUGAAAAGGGACCUGUUUUAUGUGAUUUAGGGGCGAAAAGAUUUUGGGAAUCAAUACCCAGCAGUUCCCUGGGUGUAAUGUCCUAGGGACCGUGCGGUGUCGUGACAGCCCCGGGGAGGACGUCGGCCCUGCGGGACACGAGGAGGCUGCUGUGGAGCAGGAGCGUGCGUCGGUGCCUUGGGGCCUGGAGCAGAUCCCGGAGGACAUCCGUAACGUGGACACCGAGGAGAGCAGGCAGGGCCUGUUGUAGAAGGAAAUCAGAUUGAUUUGCACUAUUUCUUCUUGACAAAUAAAGACUUCUUUGAUUCCAAAAUAACUUAGGAGGGAAGAGGAGGAAAAACUAAUCAAAAAAGGUGAUGUGCCCAGACAGAUCCUGCAGUGCUUUUUUGAAGAUUAAUCUCCCGUUGAUAUAGACAGGAAUUUUGCCUGGCCAUUGGUGUUGACAAGACGCCAGAGAUUCCCCAUUUCACACACCUAUGGCAUUUGCACCUCCUAGAAACAUGGACGGCCCCAAGCUACAGACCAAGAUGAGCACGUGGACUCCGCUGAACCAUCAACUCAUGAAUGACAAGGUAUUUGAGGAAAGAAGAGCCCUGCUUGGAAAAUGGUUUGACAAGUGGACAGAUGGUCAGAGGCGGAAGAUCCUGGUGGACCUUUUGGAACGCUGCUCCCUGUCCCAGCAGAAAUUCUGUGCCAAGCAGCUACAGGAUCGAGUUCCCACCGAAGCUCUAGAUUUCACCACCAGGCUCCCCAGAGUGCUGUCUUUGUACAUCUUUUCCUUCCUGGACCCACGGAGCCUCUGUCGAUGUGCACAGGUGAGCUGGCACUGGAAGUACCUGUCUGAACUGGAUCAGCUUUGGAUGCUGAAGUGCCUGCGCUUUGGCUGGUACAUCAACUUCUCUCCAACCCCCUUUGAGCAAGGAAUCUGGAAGAAACAUUACAUUGAGAUGGUGAAAGAGCUGCAUGUUACGAGACCAAAGACUCCUCCAAAGGAUGAAUUUGUAGUUAUUGACGUGCAACCGGUGAGAAGCAACAUCCCAGAGGCAAAACCUCCUGUGCUAGGAAGGAGGACAAACAAGGAGAAAAAAGAGCUCCCGCCGUGGCGGUCAUCAGACAGACAUCCUACAGACACCAUCCGAUUCAACUACCUCGACAACUACGAUCCCAUCGAGCAGGCUAGGCAGGCGAGAAAGAAGGGAGGAGGAGAGACCCCAGACCUCAGCCGGCAGGCAGCUGAGAAAAAAAAGAGAGCAGGUCGUGGAUCUAAUAAGCUCCGGAAGGCAAAAUCACUGCUGUCACUUACUGCAGAUCUCGAGCCUGUUCCCAAACCGCCGGUUCGUCCCAGCUGGGCCACUCACCAGUCAGCCGGGAACCUGCCCCCUAAAGCAGCAGCAAAAGCCCUAGCCCAGAGCUCCCAGUGGAACGCCGGGAUACGGCCAGCGCCUGUUCGAGCCCCAGUGCCAAAACCACGUGAGAGAGGAAAGAAAGGCUUCACAAGGACGAACGCCAGGUCUACACCAUCUCCUCUGUUUGAGGCUCAGCCCUGGCGCAUUCCUCUGUCAAACCAAGGAUCUGAUACAGAGUAAGGGAGGAUCCAGAGUAUCUUUCAUCUCAGCAGAACAGAAGCUUAUCUGCCUGGCGCUGGGGAAACAGCAGCAAUGUUGCCUGAGUCACAGGCUGUGUUUGGUGAAGAACAGCUGCUUUUGAGUCCUUUGCAAGGACCCAGUUUUAUUUUUUUUUUCAGCUUGUGCUAGAAAAGACUUUCUUCAUUGACCUCAUCAUGUAAAGAAGUGAGCAUGAAGGUCCUGCAUCCAUUCUCACUUAGGCUGUCCAAAAGAAAACUGCCUUGCAGCCAGCUUAGAUAGAGAGGUGCUGGAGCAAUGACUUUGUAUUUUUUUUGGAAGUACAGCAGCUGGUGCAAUGACUCCUUCCUGCCUUUGGAUCUCCAGGUGGGAUCUCCUGUUUCCAAGCCGGAGUCAGAAUGUUUUCCUGGGGUGUUUCUCAGCCUGGUUUCCUGUUGCUGCUGCUCUUGAACUGGUGCUAUAUCCUCUUUUUCUUCUGGGUACGUUGUCUCUGCAGAGUUCACCUAGACUUUUGACCACGCACAGAAAACCCUCGUGCAGAUCCCUGCUAGAUCUGCUGGACCUCAAGGGUGCUGAGCUUGCCUGUGUGUCGCUCAGACACCUCAGGGCACAUCCCAUGACCUGAGCUGCUCUGUGAUGCUUUCCGAGUGAAUUAUGGAAGUUGGCCUGCCUGUGAUGCAUGGAAAAGAAGCGAGGACUACCAGGAACCUUCAUGAUGUAAACUGUAUCCCCCUACAAAGCGAGUGGUUUUUCACCAACAUCAAUAUGAUCCUUCAGCUGUAUCCUACAGCCCCUGCCAAAUCAGCUGGACUGUGAAGGAAGCACCACAGCAUUCAAGGGAAAAGCCUUUAACAAGUGGAAGAAAGGAGGCUCAGGGAAAAUGCCUGAAGAAAAGCCUGCUGUACUGAAGACAGAACUUCUUUCUCUUGUUAAUCAAGGCAAGUCCAUCCUAUCAAUCAUGUUAGUGAGAAUGUGUUAGUGAGAAUGAAAUCAAAUCCCACACUCAGGAUUACAGCAUUGCACAUGACUCCUGCGGGGAGUUGACUCUAGCUUAAUUAUUUAAGAGAAUGUAAAUCAUGAGCUUUUAUUUGUCUUUUCUACAAUUAAGGAAGUAUCCAGGAAAAUGUAAGGAAUUGCAGUUUUUAAGGAUAAAGGGACUGAAUGCAGAGCAACUGCAACUCAUUGCCUUAUCAUAUCCCAGACUGGGAUAAAGCUAAAACUUCCCAUACACUAGGAUGAGCCAUGGUACACCCAUGAAUUAAUUCUCUGAUUGACAAGGAUUAGGAGAAGACUUCCACCUGGUGAGCAGAUUACUCUGUACUGUGUCACUUGAAGAUUUCGACUUUUUUUUUGACACAAGACACGGACAUCGGACAUUGUCAAGACCAGGCACUGGGCACAACACACCAUGGAUCUGAACUGAAAGGUCAGCUUCUGCCAGCAGACUCUGCCCCUUGGGAACUUGUUCAAAUACCACGUAAAUCCCAUCUCCUAAGCAAGGGUUAGGUAUCUCAGUGCAUCUCCCUCUCCCUGGUUUUGUCCUUUCAUUUCUCUAGCUGCUCUGUAUGCUUGGAAGAGGCAGUUCAUCUCGACCAAAAUAACGGCCUGAGAGCUUGUUAAGUCUAAGCAGGUCACCUCUGAAAUGAUUAUUAGCUGAAACAGGAGCUUGCAGAUGGCGAUUAUGUCUUACAUCAUCGAUUACACAAGAGACUAACUGAUUUCAAUUAAGAAAGCUAACUUCGGGGCACCAGAAAUCAGGUAGGAUAAAUCCCACCCAAAACGUUCAUCGACGUCCAGUCCCUGGUAUUGCAAUUCUCUCCUCACAAACCUCUUCCCACAGAAAAUCGAAUUAAAUGGCUUGCUUCGUGGCUGUUUAUGGCUUCUGAAGUCCAAACUGUUGCUCUGGCUUCCUUUUUGUCCCAGGCUCUGCGUAGUUUCCUGGGCAGCAGUUCAGCGCUAGGUCUUUGUACCAAACAGCAAGUGGCUACACAAGGAAAUGAUGUAACCCCGCAUCAAUGGCUUUUCUUUUCUCACCAGUGAACAUACUCACUCGAAGGGUAACGUUUCCAGGGUCCUGGAGCUGAGUGCUCAGGCAUUGCUGCAGAUACUGUGCCUUUGCUGCAGCACAUCAAGCGGCUUGAGUGCUCACUGUACAAAUUAAGACUCAGGCUUCUCCAAUUUAUAAUGCUUUUGUAUUUAUGAUCCCGUGAAAUAAUUAACAGCAACACUGUCAAGGAAACUGCCAAGCCAAGUAGUCAGUCCUUGAAGUAACAGCAGACCUGUAUAACGCCUUGAUGUAACUUCUACCAAUUAUAGUAUUAGAAUAAAAUACUUGCAACACGCUUUAUAAACAUUCCUGAGGUUGCAGAAUAGGUCAGAAUCUGAAACAGAAAGAGACAGGGAGACAAACUCCCAGCUGUCUGCCUCUGUGCUGCUGGCUGGCCUCAGGCAAGCUGUAUCACCUUCCGCGCCCUGGGCUGCUGAUCUGCACGGGCAGAUGGUUAUUUACCCACCUUACAACGCGCCUCGAGAUAUGUGGAUAAGAAAUUGCUACACAACUACAGAGGAAGGUUGUUAUGCCUCUGCCCUUCCUUGUAGAUGCUCAUUUCCCUGCACUGCUUGGUAUUUCCAGAUCCUGUACAACUCUGAUUAGCCGUAGCGUUUGAUUAAAGAAAUGAAAGCACCUUUUAAACCCCACAGGCCAAUGAAUCAGCACUGCUGCAUCUGAAUUCCACCAGUACAAGCAAGAUCAGAAUGUGAGCCCUAGGCUACAGCCCUGCUCAGAUGUGGUGAACAAACCCAAACUUGCCAGCCUCCUCUUACCCAAGGUUUACCAUCCAUUUCUGCCAAAAACUCCACCUGAAUUUACCUCAUGUUCCUUGCUGGGAGCAAUGGCAGAGUUUUGGUACUGUAGUUUGGCUUUUUAGCCCAAAUGAACUUUUCCUGAUUAUUGUUCUGAGCUAAAGACAGAGCCUUGUUUGGGAGAAGGAAUAUGUGUAGCUGAAGAUUAAUAGGAGUUGCAGGUGGGAGCAUGGUUAGGUCAAAACCGAGGAUUUUUAGAGACAUCCAACGCGUGUGGCAGCCCCUGAGAAGGAAGACGAGCAAACGUGACCGCUGCCAGGGAAGUGAGAGCAGAGAGCAGAGUCCCAGCAGCAGCACGAGGGUUGUAACAGGCUAAGGGAUGGCUACAGAAAGCACAGAGACCUUGCGGCAAAUGGAAAGUAGCUGAUGAUAGUAGCUAUGUGUAAGAUAAAAAGUUGCUGUGAUAGGUGGAUGAAGCUGAUAACAGGUGGAGAGCACAGAUCAGCUCACAUAACAAAGGGACGGGGAGGUGAGCAGUCAGUGCGGAGGGCUGUGUUGGUGGGCGGAUGUGAUAAGGGAAGGGACAGGGGUAUGAAAAUCAGCUUGAAAUCAAUUGGCUUGUCUCAGCUGGCAUGCUUGCACUGCCUUGCCAUGUGUCUAGCACAGGCAUUCUACCUCUCAUGUGCUCGUGUCCUCUUUUAGAGGAUGAACUCAAACAACAGAGACAUCCCAGGCCUCCUCCAGAUGGAUGCUUUGUAGUGUGUGCACCCCCAGGUAAUUCAGGGGAAGGAACUACUUUCACAUCCCAGCCAGCCCAAAGCAUGGGCUAGGCAAGCGGACAAACUCUGACAGUACAAUCGCAUCUGAAAUGUCUCCUGGUGUGCAGCAGCUGCUGCAGGAGGUCUGAGAAAGGUGAUGGCAGGAGGUGCACGCCUGGAUAGAUGUUUUCUAACCAUUUGCACAGCCCAUAUCCUGAGUACAACCGCCCUCCAAACCACUCAUAAAUUGCUGGUUGGCACAGGAUGCUUGGGAGACCCCCUGGGAGGUAAAACCACUGCUACCGACAGGUCCAGGCAUUGCAGGGCACUCCCAGCACAACAGGGGGAAGGAAACUGAAUUUGGCUCUCCAAAAAGGCCUGCAGGCACCAAGAGAGCAGCAGCAACGGGAGCAGAUGGUCUGAGCUGCAUUUUCAACCUGUUCCAUCCUGGGAUCUUGCUUUGAACGGGCAGGAGGCUGCCAAACCCACUGCGGGGAGGGCAGGAUGGUCUCACACACACACACUCUGCUACAAUCUGCCUGCAAGACUGCGCACGCUGACCUACGGCACCAGGGCAGGCUCUGCUUGCUUCAUAAACCAACCCACGCAGUGGUAAGAGCUGACCCGCAGCAGUUUCCACGUGCCCUUAUUCCUUCCUGCAAUUCUUGUUGCCUGUUCAGUCCCCAGAUGUGCACCAGCUGUGAGUGUGAUGCCAAAAAUCUUCAGGUCAACCCCAAAUCAGGAGGUUUUCAAAUAAAGAUUUUUACCAGCCCAUAAAUCA